Molecule: messenger RNA, 777 nt
Organism: Alternaria atra
Lineage: Eukaryota; Fungi; Ascomycota; Dothideomycetes; Pleosporales; Pleosporaceae
Exons: 3
Coding region: 1-777 (258 amino acids)
Cellular component (GO): TRAPPIII protein complex
Source: RefSeq, a predicted model, not a curated record
AUGGCUCAGCAGCGAGGGCAGGCGAUGGGGGACUCUCUCAAGACGGCGCACUCCGUCAGCCUGAAGGUUCUGCGAUUGUCUCGUCCAUCCCUUGCGGUGCAACACCCUCUCCCAAACUCCAAAGAUCUAGGCAUAUCGCCCAAAGCCUCGCUCGCCUAUCCCACGCCGAAUGAGACGAAGGAUCAGUUUGUCCUGAGUCCUGUACUGAAUCUUCCCGAAGCGUUUGGGAGUGCCUACGUGGGCGAGACCUUUUCCUGUACACUAUGCGCGAACAACGAGCUCGAUCCAGCCGACAACACAAAAGCGAUUAGUGGUGUGCGGAUACAGGGCGAUAUGCAGACACCCUCGAACCCUACAGGUUCACCCCUAGAUCUGUCUGGCUUGCAAGAAGAAGCAGAAAACGCUUGUCCGGGACCAGCCGAAUCGUUACAAUGUAUCUUGAGAUUCGAACUCAAAGAAGAGGGCAACCAUGUCUUGGCCGUUACUGUCACGUAUACGGAGACCGCACUAGGAGAAGGGAGGGCAGCAUCUGGGAGGGUUCGAACUUUCCGCAAACUGUAUCAAUUUGUGGCGCAACAGUUACUGAGCGUCCGCACAAAGGCUGGGGAGAUGGGCCCAAAGAACAGAUCUUCGCGAUACCUCCUGGAGGCGCAAUUGGAGAAUAUGGGAGAAGCUGCAGUCUGUUUAGAGACAACGAGUCAGGCCGUGUGGCUUUGGCUUGAGGAUUUCGGCUCCAUCACUAGCUCGAUCGCAGAGUCCGAUCCGGCAGUGGUGUAG